AGCAAGAAACUAACUCCAAAUGGGAAUUAAUCUAAAGGAAAAAUGUUUUUACAUGAAAAUACCAAGCAUUAAAGACAAUCUGAUUUUGCUACUCGCGUAACAAAGCGCUAUGCGCGUAACAAAGGCCUUUUCUUGACAUACGCGGUUAGGGAACGAUGAAGAAUCCCCUCCAAAAAUAAAAAAAAUAAAAAAAAGGGUACGUGUGGAUAUACGACCGAAGAUGUCACAAUAGCGCAUAGUUGCACCGCGUGACAACUGCGCGCGCCAUACGUCUCUUCCCACCCACACAUGCAAUUUCUCGACGUGUUUCUUUCUUCCUCCCUAUCUCUCUCUCCCUCGCUCUCGUCAUCGCCUCAGCCCCCUCCCGAUACUCGAGGGGGCACCGGCUUUCCUCUCCACGUUUCUUCCUCUCACCCAUCCAGUAAAAAGCUCAACUCGUAAGUGCCACGAAAAGCUCAGUCGUUCGCGAGCUGCGCUCGAGUGCACACCUCGGUUCUGUACGAGUGUCACGUGUAUCUCGUGGACAUGUGAGUCCUCAGAGCGCCCCUGAAAUUGACAUCUUCUUUCUCCUCCUUAUCCUUUUUCUCUUUCUCUUCUCUUUUUCUCCUCUUUUCCACAAACAAACACGUGCUCGUCGAAACACGUGUCGCGUACGUAGAGUGAUGAGAUGAGGUGAGUUCGCGCAUGGUUGCGGAGGGAUUCAAAGGUAUCUCGCAAGUGCACACCGAUAAAAUGCAUUAUUUAACGAUGCUGCUGAUAACAACGAUUGCGAUCCUUUUCGCGCCGGUUGUUGCGAAUCCUUUCUUCGAAGCCGCGCAAGAAAUGUCCUGCUGCUCGCUUGCUGCUGGAUCCUGUCGGAAUGUGUGCUCCAAGAUAUCUUUGGUGGUCCUGGGUGCCGAAAUCGAGGCGAGAGAAAACGCUAAUCGGCGUCUGCUGGAAUUUUGUCCCAUGGAACUGAUGGACUUCUGGUUCUGCGUGAACUCAACGUUGAAUGAGCUCAAGAGGAAUGAGAAUUGGAUAGGUCGAGGAUGCUGCCGCCUUAUUCAGAAUCCCACGUGUCGCACAACCUGCGCCCUGUCGGGUUCCACAAACGAUUUGAACGAGUCCUGCCGCCCAAGCGACGAGUCCGAAUUUUUCUUUUGCUUAGAAAAGCGUGAGGAGGCGGAACGAUGCUGUAGCAAUGUUUCCAAUGAUACUUGCAGAUCCAUCUGCAAGGAUAUUUUUUACAAGCCAAGCAAGCAGUCUAGCUUGAAACUGUACAGCAGCAAGGGUUGCUUCCAUCAAAUUCCCAAAUGCCUGAAGAGCGUAGCCGAGGUGAAACAUGCCGAAGAUCCGAAGCAACAUUUGCAUUGUUGCGAGGAAGCCACAACUCCAGCGUGCCUAGACACAUGUCGCAAGACUCUUCACAUCGCGAACACUGAUCAAGAAAUCAUGGAUGCCUUGGCGGAAAAGUGCAGCCCGGUAUUGCCUCAGUCGCCAAUGUGGAGUUGUUUGUUGAAAUCGGGUUCGACGAAGCCGGCGCGUUUACCGUUAGAUGCCGGCAAACUGGCAUGUUGCACAAAAGCGACGAGGCCCACCUGCCAAAAUUUGUGUUGGCGGGCCUUUCAGGCCGACUGGGAAUCUGCUUGGGCCCAGUUGGAUGCGUUGUGCCUCUCGUCCAGCUUGGAGGGUGAACUGAGGAGAUGUCUCGAGGAUGCGGACGAUCCUUGCGAGAUGGGUUGUUCCGGAUUGUCUUAUUGCGCGCGAUUCAACGACAGACCUACCACUCUGUUCAGGACAUGUACAAGUACAGCUGACGAGGCUGCCAAGUGGGAAGCUGACCAUUGGUCCAGAGGCGGAAUUAUUCGUGGAUUAGGCGUACCUGUACGCGCAGCGGCUUCUUGUCCAGCGGAGACUUUACGCGCAGCGGCUUGUCUUCUGCAGUUGCGACCUUGUGAGACUAGAAUCCACGAGACGCGACUCUGUCGUGAGGAUUGUUUGGAAUUAAUGGCGAGCUGUGUGGAUUGGGGUGCAAUUACGGGACCGCACACAGCCGCAACUUUGUGUGCCAAGCUGUCGCCGGGUAGACCAGACGCGCCGUGCGUCUCAUUGAGACCGUAUCUGGAUGAUUCGCAGGAUGACGAGACAGUGAUCCAUCCCGAGGAAGACAUUACGACACCGUGCAAGCGGAAUCCAUGUCCGCAGGGUCAGCUUUGCGUUCUUCAACCGAAUGGUGCCAAAAUCUAUCGUUGCGUGCCGGCUUGCUCUCUCGGUGAGAUGUCGAAGCAAUUAGUGCCAGUUGGAUCCUGGAUCCAAAUUCCCCGAUUCGAUCAGCAGGGCUGCUUGAAUAUCUGUCAAUGCACGACGCGUGGCCUAGAAAAGUGUCGUACGCCCAACUGUUUUAACUUCAAGUCCUGCUGGGUGCAUGACCGAUUCAUUCAGCACAAAACCAACUUUUAUCUUGAGUGCAAUCCCUGCCAUUGUUUCGAAGGCGAGUUUACAUGUUCCAAGAAAAGCUGUGGCGAACCACGCGCGCCAUCCUUGCCCUGCGAUUGUCCAGCUCAUUAUGUCCCGGUUUGCGGCAGAUUAGGCUUCACCUUCGCGUCUGCCUGUCUGGCGAAGUGCGCCGAACUGUCGGCUACCGAAGUAGAAUUUGGCAGCUGUUCCAGCAGGGAUCCCUGUGCGUCCAAUCCCUGUAAAAGCGCAGAGAGAUGUAUUCGCAAACCUACAGUUUGUUUGUCGCGUUUGCACAAAUCAUGCCAGCAAUACGAAUGUGUGCCGAUAGAUUGUAAUCCGCGCGAUGAGUCCAGCGGACCGGUCUGUGAUCGCGAGAAUAGACAAUAUCCUUCUGUCUGUGCCAUGAUUCGAGCUGGAGCCACUUUGAGCUAUAGAGGACCUUGUCUGAGGGGUUGUAGUCUGAGGGGUCCGGUGUGCGGCAUCAACGGCGAGGUCUACGCCAACGAAUGCGCGGCUUGGGCCGAGAAAAUUAUCGUAGAUUAUCAAGGUCCCUGCGUCGCCGUUGGUCUCAUAGGAGAAGAGGCAAAACCUCGUUGCGGCGAUGUUGUACAAUGCCCUGCCUUGGUAGAACCAUAUUGCAUUGGGGUCACUCCUCCUGGUGCUUGUUGUCCUGUUUGCGGAGGAGCAGCGAGAUUAUUUUAUUCAAAGAAACAGUUGGAAAGAAUCUACUAUAUAAUGGACGAAGAAGCCGACAAGGACUCCGUUACAUUGGAAGUUCUUCUGGGCGCUCUAGGUCGUCAGUUGCAAGUAGCGCAAUGCGCGAUUCGGGGUAUGAUGACGCCCGAUUGCGAUAUCUUCAUUGUCGUACAGCCUGUUGCCAAAAAACCAUCAGCGUUACAAUUGCGAGCUUGCGUGACGGAAACGGAAAAACUUGUCACCAGGAUCACAGAAAGAAGUCCUAGAAUCGCAGCGGAAGUUCCUCUGGGUUCAUUGACUAGAGCAGAGAUAGCUCACAGUUACGUUUCUAGUGCCAUGAAAAUUCGAGCUUGGCACGUAACAAUUAUUCUGUUUAUCUUCAUGUUAAAAAUUACAUCUUGAAAGCGAUUAUGUCAAAGAGAAAAUAAGAUUUAUCGCUUAUUCAAUUCAUGAUUCAAAAAUAUUUACGCAGUAAUGCAUAAUUUAAUUAAUGACGUGAAAUAUAUGAGUUUAUCAGUGUAUUUACUUCAUAUUUAAGUUAUAAGCGAUAAAGCCUAUUUUCUCAUUCGUUCUGAUUGUUGAAAGUUUUUUUACCUAAUCGCAAUUGCCAUUCGCUGUGGCGAAUGUCUAUAGCGUGUCUCAUGUCUGUGAUUCUUCUAGUGCCUUCUAAUAGCAUAUAACGGGAUGUAUUUUUAGUUACUGAUUAAUAUUGCCAAAGAAAAAGAGCAUAUAUCAAGAAAAUGUACAAAGGGAUAGGAUUUCUUGUGCGCAUAAUCGAGAUAAUAUUAUAAGUUGUAAAUAAAGACUUCAUAAACAUAAGUUACAUAUAUGCAUCACAAUCUGCAUAUUGAUUGAUAUAUCAGUAUAUGUGUUUGCAUAUGUGAUUUUUACAUAGCGUGUCCUUCCAAAGAUUCAUCGUAAUAAUCAUAAUUUUUUUGAAAAUUUUGUUAUAUGAAAUUUUUGUGUAAAGGAGAAACCAACAAUUUUAUCAAACAUGUCAUUAUUCUAUGAUUUUUUCUAGUACACGCUGCAUAGAUACGGUUUUACGUUGCGAAGUAUUUCAAAUUUUUAUCGUAUAUGAUAAAGAAAUUAAUUCAUUAAAACUCGUCAAGCAGGUAAUAAAUGUGUGUUUGCAUUUUAUUUAUAAAUCUGCGAUCGCCUGCAGUGGUUCGUGCCAAUGAUAUGAAUAAUGCUCCCAUAAUUGUUAAGUAUAUU
Messenger RNA from Camponotus floridanus (Florida carpenter ant), 4347 nucleotides. It is a transcript of the gene Reck, whose product is annotated as reversion-inducing cysteine-rich protein with Kazal motifs. Gene Ontology annotation, molecular function: protein binding; metalloendopeptidase inhibitor activity. Lineage: Eukaryota; Metazoa; Arthropoda; Insecta; Hymenoptera; Formicidae. The record is from RefSeq and is a predicted model, not a curated record. The transcript has 8 exons. Bases 685 to 3534 code for a protein of 949 amino acids. Gene Ontology annotation, cellular component: plasma membrane. Gene Ontology annotation, biological process: extracellular matrix organization.